AUGUUCAAGCAAUCCAUACGAAGACUAGCUACUGAAGCCAAAACACAGCUGGCACCCGUGUCUCAGGCACCCUCGUCGUUGCAUGUUGCUCCACCACCGAAAUACACACUUGCCCAAUUACGAACAUUUCCAAGCCUUGAACCAACCACAUUUGUCCCUCUUCCCACAUCGUUCUUCAAUACUCAUUCACCAACAAGGCGAGACUUGUUAUGGAGUGCUGCCGUUUUUGAAGCAGAUCGUGCCCGUGUUGGAUCCAACUAUGUGACGUUGAAGUCGGAUUCCCCAUAUUCGAAUCGGAAAUUGCGUCCGCAAAAGGGAUCCGGUAGAGCUCGUUUGGGUGAUGCCAACUCACCACAUAUGGAUAACGAAAUCAAGGCUCAUGCAAUCAAAGGUCCACAUGACUGGAGCACCGACUUGCCAGCCAAGAUAUACUCCAAAGCAGUACAAACUGCUUUGACAUCACAAUAUAAACUGGGACACUUGUUUGUUAUCGACAAGGAAUGCGAUUUCGCCCAAGGAAGUGCUGAAAUUACGCAGAGCUUUGUAUCGAGUCAUAAGUUGAACCAAUUGAAUAUAUUGUUUAUCACAGAGGAGGAUAGAAACAAAUUGAGUUCAAGUUUGGAUCAGUUCUUUUUAAAUGACAGAGAAUUGAAGAAAAUGAGCAGAAAAGAGAGAGCCAAGGCUGUUGCCAAGGUUAAAGGCAAGGUUAUCAAGAAGGAAGAUGUUGAAGUUAGGGACAUUUUGAAAGCUAAUCGGGUUUUCGUUGAAUUAUCGGCGUUGCAAUGGCUCAUAAGCAAAUAUAGUGUAUGA
Molecule: messenger RNA, 810 nt
Organism: Lodderomyces theae
Lineage: Eukaryota; Fungi; Ascomycota; Pichiomycetes; Serinales; Debaryomycetaceae
Gene: YML6
Product: mitochondrial 54S ribosomal protein uL4m
Exons: 1
Coding region: 1-810 (269 amino acids)
Biological process (GO): translation
Cellular component (GO): ribosome
Molecular function (GO): structural constituent of ribosome
Source: RefSeq, a predicted model, not a curated record